Molecule: messenger RNA, 5184 nt
Organism: Psilocybe cubensis
Lineage: Eukaryota; Fungi; Basidiomycota; Agaricomycetes; Agaricales; Agrocybaceae
Exons: 7
Coding region: 1-5184 (1727 amino acids)
Molecular function (GO): protein binding
Source: RefSeq, a predicted model, not a curated record
AUGGACACAAUCGUUCUUCGAAAUCUCAGCAUUCUUCCUGCGCCCUCGCAAAAUGUUCCAUUUGAUGAUAGUUGUCGAUUUGAGGCGCAUAUAGUCAUUGAAGAUGUGGUGCAUGACGAAACAGAAGCAGUUGCAAAGGAAUCUGGAGUUUGGUCGUUUGAGGAAGAGGUACUUCUGAUAAUCCUUCAAGUGGACGAUCACGGCAUGAAGAAUUCCCUAGGUACUGUUGAUAUAAUCACUGAGCAAAUUCAAGCACCUGCUUCACAGCGAGAGACCCGUUUUCUUGUCGACAUCUCAUCCGAGGAUGAUCAGCAUUUUUUUCUAAACCUCUCUUUCACGGCAUAUUUGAUGACCUCCAACGUUAAGAAAGGUCUAUCUCCUGAGUCAGUGAUCUCAGUCGUCAAGGCUAUGGAAAUGGAGUCAAUUGACCUCCUGCUCACCCAGAUUCUCGAUUCCGACACCAGUUUCAUGAGUGCCGAUCAAGGUCUACUUAGUACAAUAUACGGAACUUUAUUAAAGCACCGUAAAGAUGAUGUGCAUACACCUCGAUCUCUGGCACUGCUCGCAAAUAUUUACCUGGCACGCUAUGAUUCCUUCCUAAACAUCGUAGGCGACGAACCAGAGAAGUAUCCAAUGUACCCAGUAUACAAUCGUGGUCUUAAGGUCGCUAUUUCAAUGCUGGAAAGUGCCCUCUCACUUGCCGCGGGUGACCACCCAAAGAAGCAGUGGAUGAUGAUCAGUCUUUGUAUGUGCUAUCAGCGACAAAUGGUUCAAUAUUCCAGCUCCCGACCUUCGAUGUUCAAAAACAUGACAUUGCGAAUGUACCAUGUCGUCCUGACCAUCGACGACACCGAGAAGCAAAAACCUGUGCUUUGUAACUACGUUGGUGUGGCUUUGGCUAAUUGCUUCUUGGAAAGCAAAGAGGACUCGGACUUGGAUGCCGCCAUUGCUGCUCAAGAGAACGCUAUCCGACUGACUUCCGACAGCGAACCGCAUAUAGUGUCCCUUUUAAUCGAUUUGAUCGACGUUUUGAACACUCGUGUUUCCCUACGCAAUACCAGUGGUGACACUAUACGGCUCCUCGAUGUCAAAAAGAGAUUCUUGCGUGUUACCCCUGACGACAACCCACGAAAAAUCCAUCUCCUCAUGUCCCUCGCUCAUUCGCUGUAUUCACAAUUCAAAGAAACCAGGACCCAAUCCAACAUCGAAGAAUCGGUAGCGCUUUAUGAACAGGCUCUGGAACUACUCCCCGAAGUUGAUCCUCUCAAACCGUCUGUCCUGAACAAUCUGGCCACAUCUCUUGCGGCCAGAGGUACUUCAUCAGAUAUUGAUCGGCUAACGCAACUUAUUCGAGACGCAAUUGCACUCACACUCGACACGGACCCAAACAGGGUUGAGUAUAUCAAGAACCUCGGGAACGCGAUUCAUAGCCAGAUGCAUCAAGGGGUGUGGGGUAUCGAGGAGUUCCGAAGGUACACCAAUCUCCUCGCCAGUAACAUCGAUGCACUUGACGAAGGUAACAUCGAUGCCAUCAUGCAGGAUCUUAACAUGUUUACCAAACUUGAAAUGGCGAAUAUCUCGACCGACGUCAUCUUGGAUGAUGUCCUGCCGCAUUUUAGGUCUUUUAUCAUGCAGCUCCCGGAUAGCUGUUUCUCCAAGUCGCUGGUGUUAUUUCAUCUCGGCUCAUUACUCUUCCGGCUUUUCGAACAACGCAGAGAACGUUUGCUGAUCGACCAGUCUAUCGAUUUAUUUGAACAAUCCAUUUCAUCCUCAGCAUAUUCUUCAAGAACGGUACUAUGGAAAAAUACCCUUGUACAAGCGUACAUCAGCAAAUAUGUUCAUUUCAAAGGUCUAUCUGAUCUAGACCAGGCCGACAACGUUUUAACGAUGACGUUACAACCACUUCCCACUGACCACGGCGACAGACCUUACCUCCUCGCCACACUCGCUUCUUUGUUAUACCAGCGCUUUCUGAAAGACGAUGACGUAUUAUUUUUGAAUCGAUGUAUUACCUCUUAUCUGGAGGCAUUGAGGGGGCUUCCGGAGGGUGUUCCUCAAAAAUUUCGCUGGUGCAGUGAACUCGGUCGUGCAUAUAUGGGACGAUUUGAUGUUCUGAAACAUGCAGAGGACAUCGACAAGGCGAUACAAUCCCUAAAGGACGCAUCAAAAGGAUUGAUGAACGACGCUCAACUAGUCAGCGAAUGCUAUAUGAAUCUGGCUCGGUCUUUGUUUAUUCGGUUCAACCAGACGUACCAACUUUGCGACCUUGACGAUGCCGUCGAAUACCUCGAAGACCCUCUUUCAUUCUCAGACCUAGAAAACGUCAAUAAUACUGCCAUUCUAGAACAACGUUUCUAUGACCUAGUAGAGGUUUUCCGUAACUUUUCCGGUACCACUGAUAUGGACGUUUGCAAAGAAGAAAUGGAGUCGUUGAUGGGCGAUACAGGGUUAGCAGGAAAGCUGCGCCUUCACAAUAUUGGUAUUUUUCUCUCGCUUCGUUUUGAAUCGCUUCAGGGCUCAGUCGACCAGAACAUGCUGGAAUCUAUCUCAACACUGGCAGAUUCUCUCCCUAUAACUGAUACUCACAAGGCAAGAUGGCUAGGCAUGCUUUUGGCGGUGUACAUUCAACAAUUCGAUGUUGCAGGCGAUGCGGAGAAUUUGGACAACGCUGUUUUCUUCUGCACAGAAUCCAUUCAACAUUGCAUUAUAUCUCCUAAUGAAUCAUCUGGGCCUUCUUCGUCCUAUAUACGGGCCCUUACUACAGCUCUUACUCGACGGUUCCGCCGAUCUGGAAACCUCGCUGAUCUCAACAAAGCAAUCAGUAUUCUGGACGAGGCUGUCUCUAUCCGUCAGGACGAAGACAUCACCAAGUAUACCCUUUUGAACGACCUGGGCUUUUCGCUUAUGGAUCGCUAUGAUCUCAUAGGUGAUAUCGAUGAUUUCAACAAAUCAGCCGAAGCUUAUAACAAAGCUCUUAAACUUGCCCCAUCCCGAGACAACAACGAUGAUGACCUUCAGUCAAACAUAGGAUUGCUGCGUCUUAGGAGGCUCAAACUUUCGGGUGAUAUAAAUGACGCAAAUGAUGCGGUAGCAUUCCUCAAGGAACAUAUGGAACGCUUACCCGAUGAAGACACAAAAAAGGUGGACGCUGUGGCUAGGUAUAGCCUAGCUGUACUGGAUCGAUACUGGCACUUCCGCGAUCCAGACGACUUAAACGUAGCCAUUGUUACACUCGAAUCCGCUCUUGCCCGACUCUCCGAAGAUUCGUCGCAAAAGGCAAGCGUCAUGCAUGAUCUCGGCUCGGCCCUUGCGCAGAGAUAUGUUCAAAGAAGUGAAAUUGACGACCUCAACCGAUGUCUGUCCCUAUAUCGCAAAGCGCAGGAUAUACUUACUGAAAAAAACGACCAUCGGUAUAUGCUCUUAUUUGAUAUCGGUCGGUGGCUUCCAGUCCGCUACGAGCGUCUGCGUAAUGUGGAGGAUCUUGAGGCUGCCGAUGCAGCACUGUUGAAAGCUUCGACACUGCAAUCUUCCCCUUUUCGUUGGCGCUUUCGAGCGGCGUCACUUCGUGGAUACUGGUGUCAAUCCCUGAAUCAUGGAGACCCCAUCAAGGGAUACACAACGUCGAUGCAGCUUCUCCCAAAUUUAGCAUGGCUGGGUAUCUCUAUUCGUAAUCGACAACAUCAACUUCUUGAGGUCGGUGAAGUGGUUCUGGACGCCGUUGCGGCAGCCAUUAAAGCUACUCGAUACGACCUUGCAUUCGAAUGGCUUGAAUAUGGUCGUUCAAUUAUUUGGAGUCAAAUUCUACAGCUUCGAGCACCGACGGACUCUUUGUCAUCACAGUAUCCCGAUAUUGCUCAGAAGUUUAUAGAGGUUUCUCUGUCGCUGGCAAAUAUGGAAGACGAGAACCCUUCACAACGGAUGUUAUCUGUGCCUAGGAAAACUCGAAAUGGUUCGCCGCGAUAUCACGAAUUAGCAGAUGAAAGGGAAAAACUUCUGGAAAAAAUUCGAGGUCUAGACAACUUUCACGAUUUUCUCAAGCCUCAAGAUAUGUCGAGCCUUUUCCGAGCAGCUUCCAAUGGUCCAGUUAUUGCUGUCAAUAUUAAUAAAUUCAGAUGCGACGCGCUGGUUAUAUUACCCGGUCAAGAAAAUAUAGUUCUCAUCCCACUCGACAAUUUUUCUUCGUCAGAAGCCUACGGUUUAAUGGGAACUAUGAAGAGCCUUAUACGACGUGCAACCAGGGCUCGUGGAAGUAACCGAGGACCAAGAAAAAGGUCGCCACUUACCCCCAAGACCUCGCAGGACCCCGAGGUUAUUUUCUCAGGCCUGCUGGCGAAACUUUGGACAGGUGUUGUUAAACCAAUACUAGACGGAAUCGGAUUUGCUAAAAACCCCGACAAUAUUACGGAACUCCCUCAUAUAUGGUGGUGUCUGACGGGCCCUCUUACCAUGCUUCCCAUCCAUGCUGCUGGAAUUUAUGAGCAAGAUGGUAGUUCACGGCGUGGGUCCAAGGUUUCAGACUACGCUGUCUCUUCCUACAUUCCGUCUCUAGGCUCGCUUAUAAACUGCAUGACUCCUCGCAAGAAUAAACGGCAGAAUCUAGUGGCUAUCUCCCUGCCCGUGGAGGCUGGACUACCUUGCUCACAAGCUGAAGUAGAGGUAAUACAAAAUCUCAACGACCGUUUUCCAGUAUCAACCUUAAUCGAAUUAGAAGCCACUCGAGAAAACGUGUUGAAUGGGAUGCAGUCGGCAGGCUGGGUUCAUUUUGCAUGCCACGGUAUCCAUAACCCAAACGACCCGCACAUGAGCGCCCUAAUGCUAUCAGGUGGGGGCAAGCUGACCCUAUCCGACAUCUCUAAACUUUCGUUGCCCCAUGCAGAGUUUGCCUUUCUCUCUGCAUGUCAAACAGCCACUGGCGAUGAACUUUUGCCCGAAGAAGCGGUGCAUAUAGCUGCAGGAAUGCUCUCCGCAGGCUACCAAAGUGUUGUUGGGACAAUGUGGUCGAUCUUUGACGAUGACGGUCCAAGAAUUGCAGAUCUUUUCUAUUCUUAUCUUUUCAGUCGGCCAAAACCUGACCCGACAGAUUCGGCCUAUGCGCUACAUUACGCACUAAAGACUCUCCGGGAAGAUCGUUCAUACAAGGCUUCUUUCUUUUCCUGGGUGCCAUUUAUUCAUUAUGGACUAUGA